AUGGACCAGGGAGAAGGAAUGUGUAUGGUAUGUGGUGACCGCUCAGCUGGUAAGCAUUAUGGUGUAAUGGCAUGUUACGGAUGCAAAGGAUUUUUUCGGCGAACAAUUCGUUCUGGACAGUCAUAUACUUGUCGCUUUCUUCAGAAAUGCUCCAUUGAUAAAGAUCAGCGAAAUGCAUGCCGAUUUUGUCGAUUUCAGCGAUGUCUUGAAGUUGGCAUGGAACCUGAUGCUAUUCGCCCAGAUCGAGAUAUCAUUGGAAAACAAAAAAAUCCACGGCGGAAAAAGUUACAACGUGAAGAUAGUUUGUUGCCUUCUCCAGGAGCUGAUUCUCACUGUUCACAACAAGAAGAUGCUUUACUAACCUAUCUCCUUGACACAGAAAUUCAAGCAAUGAGCGCUAUGAAACGACUCUCCAUGACGCCUAUUGGAAUUGCCAGAGUUAAAGUUGAUCCAGAUUUGGAAUUGAUGGGAAUAUUCCAAAAUAAAGGCAUCUUAGAUAACGAUCGUUUUGAUAUAUGCUAUGAAGCGGGUAGAACAGCAACCGUAGAUCAGUUAUCACAGGCGGUGAGACGUUACAUCAGUGCCGCGAUUGAUUGGAUUGAUGCGCUAUUUUCACUCGUUAAUCUUAGUGAUUGCAAUGAAAAGGUUUUUGUGCUAAAAAGUUCGUUCGCUGCGUUCUGCGCAUUCAGCCAAGCUGCAAGGACAGCUCAAACAACAUCCAAUCCAGAUUUGCUGUGCUUGUGUAACAGAACAGUAAUUCCACGCCAAACACCAAGACAUUUACUUGAAAACAACUUUCUUUCGAACAGUAUGACUUCACGAAUAUUGGAUGAAUUAACACAGCCAAUAAGGAAGUUGCUACUUAAUGAACCUGAAAUUGUUGCACUCACUGCGCUUGUUGUGCUUGAUGCAGAUGCUCCAGGUUUAAGUUCAGAAACAUCUCAAGUCUUAGGUGCGUUGCGCGAUCGCGUUCAACAUGCGUUAUUCCAGAUGAUACGUGAUCGUGUGGGCUCCUCUGAACAGCCCAUUUCCGCUGCUAUCUCACGUUUCGGGAACAUUCUUCUGUUGCUGCCGCCAUUAGCGAAAAUUUCCUCUAUUUUGUGCGAGAAUGUGCAGUUUGCUCGAAUGUUUGGUUGUCAAACAAUAGAUCCGUUGCUAAUCGAAAUUUUUGUGGACUCACCUGCCGAAGUGAUCCCAUCUCCAACUGCUAGAGAGCGCACCGACGUUGCUACUCAAACGUUCUUUGAACCAUCAUCUCAGCAGCAGCAGUCGUCAUCUACUAAUGUGGACAACUUAAACUCAGUUCAUCUCACUCCCCCAGGGACUGGGAACUUAUCAACUUUAGUGUCGUUACCGAUUUCCAGUGCUGAUUCUGUGAUGCGUGUGAAUGCGCAGCAGCAACAGCAAGUGAUGGCUGGAAACGGAACAUCUUCCACUCCUCAUCAGUCUCAACGACAGCGUGUAACACCAAUUAUUGUACCGCCUGGAUCCAAUACCUCAUAUAAUUUUUACUUCCCUUACUCAGGACAAUUCUCAGUAUCGGGUGCUUAUCCAAAUCAUGCGCAACAGCCACCAUCUGCUUCAGCUACUGGUACCUAUGUUUCGCAAGCAGGAAUUUUUGACUCAGGGCAAUCUGGCAGUUCUGUAGAUGCUACCAAUACUUUUCGUUACCUUUGA
Messenger RNA from Thelazia callipaeda (thelaziosis nematode), 1677 nucleotides. The record is from the annotation of a GenBank genome assembly. Lineage: Eukaryota; Metazoa; Nematoda; Chromadorea; Rhabditida; Thelaziidae.